AUGGCAUUAAUUUCUAUAUUUGGAAUAAUCGGUGCAAUAUUUGUAACGUCCAAAAGAAUUAAAUUAUUGGAAUCUAUAUUGCGAGGAGCCGUGACGGCAAACAUAAUCAUAGCAUUUCUUGUUAUUACUAAUAUGAUACGUGCAAAACAAGAGGCAAUUGAUUUAUGCAUCCAAAAAGAUCCAUCAUUUUUAAUGGAUGAAGGUCAGAGACAAAUUCAAAAUGCGACCGAAUCAUUUGAAAAUUCAGUCGUUAAUAAACUUUCUAAUGCGACAUCAAAUGAUAAUACGAAUGAAAGUUUGUCGAAUUAUUGUAGACAUCAUGAGAUUGUCAGGAUUUGGUUGAGAUCCAUUGGUUUAAUAUUAUCCGCUCUUUUUGUGCUUAAUUUUCCACCCAAGCUAGUCGAACGCAACGUUGCUGGUGAUUCGACAGAUAAACUUGAUACUCCUUCUAUGACUUGA
This is a messenger RNA of Funneliformis geosporum, 459 nucleotides long. Lineage: Eukaryota; Fungi; Glomeromycota; Glomeromycetes; Glomerales; Glomeraceae. The record is from the annotation of a GenBank genome assembly.